This is a messenger RNA of Anopheles nili, 1044 nucleotides long. RefSeq names its product phospholipase A1 member A-like. The record is from RefSeq and is a predicted model, not a curated record. Gene Ontology annotation, molecular function: lipase activity. The transcript is spliced from 3 exons. NCBI's taxonomy places the organism in Eukaryota, Metazoa, Arthropoda, Insecta, Diptera, Culicidae. Bases 1 to 1044 code for a protein of 347 amino acids.
AUGGGCUUUACGAUUCGACAUCACGGUGUGUGCGUACUUCUGGCACUGGUCGGUGUUGCCGGUACCGGGUGUCUCGCGCUACCCUCGUUCGACAUCGCGAAACUCCACAGCGCCCAGCAGCUGGCCGAGGCUUGGACGCACAACUUCCGGCAGUACAAUUGCUCCCUGCGGGAUGAGUACGAGGCGCGACCGAUAGGCGAGGAUGUGGCGCUGUGGUGCUUCAACAGGAAAUCGGGCAAGUUCCGGCGCACUCCGAACGAUCUGGACGACUUCAGUGAGGUGUUGCAGCGUAACCGUUCUACGGUGGUGUUCGUGCACGGGUGGCUUCAAGGCCGGAUGCAGUUUGCUGGUGUUGUUCGGUUGCUGGCACUCGCCCUGCCUGACCGUAAUUAUUGUCUGCUGGAUUUCGAGACGCUGGCACACGCCGAACUGGACCUGUUCCGGGAGCAAUUGUCCCCGAGAAUUGCCACCUUUCUGGCGGGGCUCGUGCAGAGCCUUAACGCCAUCGAUAUCGCUCCGGCGCAGGUGACACUCGUUGGUGAAGGUGUUACGGCUCAUCUCGUGGGCCACACGGGCAGUAUCUUGAGUGGACGGCUUGGGUCCAUCAUUGCGUUGGACCCGUUGGGACCGUUUUACACCACCGGACCGGUUUUGCCGGCUAAACGGCUCGUCCUGGACGCUUCCGAUGCGCGGUUCGUGCAGGUUUGGUACAGCUCAAUCGGUCAGUUAGGUUCACCGGUGCCACUGGGACAUCAGAACAUCUACGUUAAUGGUGGACUGCAUCCGCAACCGUACUGUGCGUGCUUCGUGAAGGCGUUUGGGUCGACCAGCAUGUUGACACAGCUUUGUAGCCACUACUUUGUGGUGGAGGUGUUUAAAGCCACACUCGAUCCAACCACCGCCCUGUACGCGACGAGAUGCCGCAGCUACAAGCACUUUCUCGCGGGUCACUGCGAAAAGCAACCGGCGGCGCGGAUAUCCUGCGACGGUACCGAUGCCGGCCAUUUCUAUCUCGAGACGCCCUGCCAGCCACCGUUCCUGUAG